UGACCGCUGUAGAGGUCAUCCCUAUCUUGUCCGUGACCAGGGAGUAGCAGACCUAAGAUAGAUACAGUUCCCUACGAUAACCACCUUUCCACACCGACUACAGCCAUGUACACAUUCGCCGUUUUUGUCGCACUACUCGGAGCUGUCUAUGGACAGACACACCUGUGUGACAAGAUUUGUUCCGCCCAGUACAGUCCAGUUUGUGGAAGUGACCGCCACACAUAUAGUAACAUGUGUAAACUACAAGUUGCUGAAUGCUACGCUCGACUGAAAGGUCAGCACAUGACCUUGGCCCAUAACGGACGUUGCACCUCCUCAACUCACUACACGCCUUCCAGCGCUCAAUGUGAUACAAUUUGUGAUGAUGAGAGUGGUGACAGUGCAGUGUGUGGCAGUGAUGGCGUCACCUACGACAGUCACUGUGAAUUUGACAAUGCAAGGUGCCUGGCAGCUAGGCAACAUGCCACUCUGAGCAUACGUCACACUGGUCAGUGUACGCAGACGGACCUGGACUGUCCACUCCACUGUGACUCUAAAGAUAUAAGUCCAGUGUGUAGCAUGGGAAACCACACCUAUAAGAACGUAUGCUACUUGAAGCAGCUACAAUGUAGGUAUGCCCACAUUUCAUCUUUAGCUGAGCACUACGAUUUGGCACGCAACGGAUCGUGUGAUGGCCUGGACGUCUCCAAAACUUACCAGCUGGAUUGUAGUCCAUACCAGUUGAAUGCUCAGAUUGCAGUAGAGGGUGGUCACCAGCAAACCUUGCUAAAGAACUGUGACCAUACCUACAACCCCAUCUGUGGCACCGACCUCCGAACCCACAGUAAUCUGUGUUCUUACUGUCAUAGCAUGGCUCUACACCUCAAGCUCGGUGUCAACCAAACCGUUGCUGUCAUUGCGGAGAAUGCUUGUCCAUCCUACCUCUCAUCGCACAUCGUUGUUGGUUAAAAAUCUAUCCAUUGCCAUUAAAUUAACCCUCAAAGCAAAA
This is a messenger RNA of Pecten maximus, 988 nucleotides long. Its product is annotated as serine protease inhibitor dipetalogastin-like. The record is from RefSeq and is a predicted model, not a curated record. NCBI's taxonomy places the organism in Eukaryota, Metazoa, Mollusca, Bivalvia, Pectinida, Pectinidae. Gene Ontology annotation, molecular function: protein binding. The transcript has 7 exons. Bases 106 to 948 code for a protein of 280 amino acids.